Molecule: messenger RNA, 779 nt
Organism: Pelodiscus sinensis (Chinese soft-shelled turtle)
Lineage: Eukaryota; Metazoa; Chordata; Testudines; Trionychidae
Source: RefSeq, a predicted model, not a curated record
AAGAUGGGCAGGAGGACCAAGCGGAGGUGCAGCUCCCCAGAGGCUAGACUCUCACUCUAAGGACUCAGGUCGAUCCAGACUCCACCAUGGCUCCAUGUGGCCCCCGCCCGGUGCUCCUGCUCCUGCUGGCAGCCUGCCUUGCCCUGGCCAGUGGGCAGCUGUGGUACGAGCUGAACUUCCUGUUCAAUAAGAACCACGUGAACUACCCGAAAACGUCAGCGCCGGAUCCCAGCACCUAUUGCAACCUGAUGAUGCAGAACCGGGGAAUCUACCUCAACAUGGUCAACACCUUCAUCCACGCGCCCGUCUCGACGAUCAACAGCGUCUGCACGGCCGGCGGGACGCCCAAGAAAGGGGGCCUGCGCGUGAGCACCGCCACCUUCAACGUCACGCAGUGCGUCUUCCAGCCCGGCCCGUGGUCCAUCUCCUACCUCGGCACGGCAAAGGCUCAGAAAGUUACCGUGGGCUGCUGGAACGGGGUCCCUGUCUACCUCCUCAAGGAGGUCUAGGGCCUGCCUGGGUGUAGAGGGAACCCAGGCACCCCGGCUGCUUCUGCCCACCCCUCUCUGCCUCCCACUGACCACAGCUCCCAGCCUCUCACCCACUUCUGCACACUCCCCAUCCCCACCCUCCGCUGCCCAUUUUACUUUUCUGCCCUCCUGCACUUGGUCUAAUAUUGGAAAAUCUUCCCCUUCAUUGGAAUCAGCUGGUGUUUGUUGAGGUUCGCUUCAUUUUCUGAAAUACUCUCCCCCUCUCUAACCCGCAUUAAACCCGCUCCU